Molecule: messenger RNA, 3693 nt
Organism: Trypanosoma rangeli
Lineage: Eukaryota; Euglenozoa; Kinetoplastea; Trypanosomatida; Trypanosomatidae
Product: oligoribonuclease
Exons: 1
Coding region: 1-3693 (1230 amino acids)
Biological process (GO): endoplasmic reticulum to Golgi vesicle-mediated transport; GPI anchor metabolic process
Cellular component (GO): endoplasmic reticulum
Molecular function (GO): phosphatidylinositol deacylase activity
Source: RefSeq, a predicted model, not a curated record
AUGUUUACCUUUGCUGCAUACGAUUGGGUUUACAUGAAACGUCGCAACAGCCUACAAGCAAUUCUACUGGAAACGAGAGCGCAUUUUGUGCAGGUGGACACAAAUUUUCCCACUGAGACGUAUUACAAACUAUGGCGGUAUUACGACCCCCAUGCGGAUGGAUAUAGGCACCCACAACGUCCUGGAUUUCCUGCGGUGCCUAUUGUUUACAUUCACGGCAACGGUGGUUGCUACGAGGACAUGCGAUUCUUCGGGCGAGUUAUUGGCGAGGUGAACGUGAAACUGCGCUAUCAACGCACAGCUCGGUUUCAAGAAGACGUAAAACGCACGCUGUUUGAGUUAUAUAGGCGUGAGGGAUGGGAUAUGCCUGCCGAUGGGGAAGAAAUCCCUAAGGAUAUUCAACAGAGGGCUGAGGAAAUGGUGAUACAGAGGACACCCCUUUUGAACACAGAGGUCUUUGCUGUGGACUUUCUAGAGGAGUCGAACACUCAUGAUGGUCUGUUGAUGACGAAGGAGGCUCGCUUUUUGAAUAACAGCGUUUAUUUGCUGCUGCAUGCGUUUCUGGGUCACUACCGCGAGGUCCUUUUGCAUGCCACAGGAUCUCUAAGGAGGAGCCAUGAGGAAGAAGUGUAUAUCCCCAGUACUGUAACCAAUGCUGAGGUUGAAUAUGUGGACAGCUUGUGUAGUCGCGAUGAACUCAAAACGGAGGAGUCGAAUGAAGUUUGUUUGGUUGCAAAGGAACAGAUUCGUCGCUUCUCUUCUUUAGAGCGCAUACGGCAAGAAGUAGAGCGAGUACGAAAAGAAGGUAUUUGGAUCUGGACAGAAUCGAUAGGGGGUCAAUUAGCUGUGUUCGCCGCAGUUCUAGAUCCACAGCUAUACGCCGGUGUUGUCAUGGCUGGAGCGCCAUUGCGAUAUCCUCCGAUGCUCUUUGAUACCGGAUGCGUCUACUACAACCGGGUCGUACAUGGUGCUGCUGUUUUCUCCUAUGCGUACAACCAUACAUCUACACUGGAUUGGGGCAAGAUUGUUGGCUCCACCGAUGCUGCCCAAAUUCUCUGGAACUUAGGAAAGGUUCCUGCGCAGGACGUAGCAGCUCGAGUGAGUCGUGUUCGUAUGAUAACCAUAAAUGGGGGUGCAUUGGAUGACAUCAUCCCACCACACUCGUCUUUUUUGCUUCGUUCCACGGGACGUUGUGCGGCUUCUGAAGAUCAUCAGAAAAUGCUGAAGUUGGCUCCUGUUCACGUGCGACGGCGAGAUGUAUCCACGGAAGAGUUGCGCGGCUGUGGCAUGCCACUUAGUCAUCGAGGUCUUGUCUUUUCUCUUCAGCUCCUGGAUGUUGCAGCAGAUUCUUUGAUACGGGCAUCUUUGACCUCGCUCUCGAGUGCGCUUCCGAGCGGGGAACCUGCUGACGCUUACUGGAAAGACCAACUAUUUCCAAGUAUCGUGGAGACCCUUCCCCGCACACUUGACGCGUACCGCGCGGAUGAGUUCAUGUUUGUAGCGUCCCUAAGUGAAUCCACUAGGGAAUCCACUAAUGAGGUCUCGUAUCACAUGACGAAUACUUCUCAUGCCCUAAAUAAAAUAGAGAAUAUUUGUGUGCAGAGUAAGGCAGUACUGAAUUUGCAGGAGAUCCCAGUAGAAGAAGAUGAUAACCCAGAGUCAUGGGAGGCAUUGCAUAUUUUUAUUGGCGCCACAACCUACGCCCCAGAGGAGGUUCGUUGUCCGCAAUUACGUUUGUUGCGUGUAGGAGAGAAGGACGAGGUUCCACACACAGAAGUUAUAUCACGUGCUGCAACGAAACUUCAUCUUCCCAUACGUCGGAAUGACACUGUCGCUGAGCCUGGGACUGUUUUGCAAACAGUCAUCAGCUUUCAGGUUCUCCAGAAACAGCGUGGAACCUCACCGGAGUGGGUGCGACCACAGUUUUGUUUUUCAGUAAAACGUGAAAAGGUGUUUGCAAAACAGUUUUCCUUCGUUCAGCACGACAAAGUUGACCCGUUAAAUGGGAUGGAGGCCCCGACUGUGUCUCAUGAUAACCUUGCUUCAGUAAACGGAAACGACCAACUCUCCGUGGAAAAGUACGGCAGAUUUGUCCUUAUUCGUAACAUAGACAGCGUGUCGUUGGAGACAAAUAUGGUUGUAAGUGUGAAUAACAGGGUCGUCUUUCCCCACAUCAUGUGUGGUUCUUUCCGAUCUUUUCGCAUUACGUUUCGAGGAACAGAAGGAGUAGCCCCGGACGAACCAGGGUCUCAACAACAGUACUUCUUUGGACCCUAUGAGACAGAAAAACACACAUUUCAUUACAGUUGGCGUCCGUUUUUUACAGUGCCAUUUAACUUGAGAAAUGUUUACGUGGUGUACGUUAUAUCUGCGGAGGAAGAGCCAUCUAUUCAUGUUGGAGACUUGGAGUUAAGUCAGACGCCUCGCUGGGGUGAAUAUGAGUAUUGGGUGUGGUGGCUUGGACGAUGGACAAUGCGUUUGAUGGCGGUGCUAUCAACCCACUCGCUCUCUGGUAAGUUUGCAGGUUGUUAUACCCUGCUUUUCCUGAGUGUUCACGGAUGCUUCGGUGUGAAACAUUUUGUUGGAUCGCCUAGGACGAGGUGGAUUUUCCCUAGUCUUCGCAAACUGCAUCCUACUCUUUUGGUGCUGGUUGUUACACUGGUGUUAGAGCACCUCAGUUGUACUGUGGCCCGUACUUUAUUAACUGUAUGUCUCAACCAGGAUCCUCCGCUACGUAGCGACGACGAAUUGACUGCGAUGAUGGAUAUUAAAGAAAAACUAACGCUGGUAUUCCUGUAUGCGCUUCCUCCACGCUAUGAGGCCUGCAAGUAUUCCUGGAUACGCAUGCAAAGUGUGGCCCCCAGUGAUGUACAACUAGAUUACAUGUUGCACAUGGUUUGGGCAUUGUGCUUUGUCGUAUUUAUGACUCUAUGUGAGUUUAUUAUGUGGUGUUGCAUGUGGCCAUUUUCUUUCCUUCUUCGUGCUUUUUUAAAAAUCCGUUUGCGCAGUGAGGUGCCUGUUUGGCGCUUGGUGGCGGUUUGGUCUAUUCCUGUUAUCAUGCAUCUGACUAUCCCGUGGUUGCACAUAUCAAUUACAACAACAGUGGCCUGUUUGUUGGCAUAUGCCAUGUUGUGGUGUUUCCCAUAUAAUUCGUAUGACUGUGCCGGGCCUCAAUAUCGUUGGCUGUGCUUUAUGCUCACCAUGCUGUUGCAAUUGACCUCCCAUGUUGAGGGACUAGUGCUCGUUGUUCGAAAUUACAUUAUGUCGCCACCGGUGGUGCUAACGGACGCAGAACGUUACAGCACACUUCCAGAGCACCAGCUGGCGUUUGUGGUGGUUCAGGGCGCAUUGGCGGUUGUGUAUGGCACGUUUUAUCUAUCGCUCCGGCACUGUGCCACUAUGGAGGCUGAAGCUGCAGUGAAGGCAAAGAGGGUUAGAAACCCCACAAAAAGUGGAUUGCAGUUAAAAGAAUCUCCAGAUGGGGAAAAACAAUUGUCUUACUUUUUAGGUGACAUUGGUCGUUGGUAUCCUCGAUUUGGACGGGUUCUGAAAAUCAUUUCUAAACUUGUGAUGUUUUUUGCACUAUGGAUGAGUUUGGUUGCUGUGCGCCGACCGCUGGAAGGCACCAUCACCCUGUAUGGCGUCUGCUUGACCGCGUUGUUCAUGGCGCUUGUGCUAGUUCGUUUGUGGUGA